Alternaria ethzedia is the source of this 2031-nucleotide messenger RNA. RefSeq lists its product as uncharacterized. Gene Ontology annotation, molecular function: 3-dehydroquinate dehydratase activity. Lineage: Eukaryota; Fungi; Ascomycota; Dothideomycetes; Pleosporales; Pleosporaceae. Bases 1 to 2031 code for a protein of 676 amino acids. The transcript has a single exon. The record is from RefSeq and is a predicted model, not a curated record.
AUGGUGCAAACCGGGAGCGUGACCACCUCCCGUCUCAAGGAAGGCGCGGUCAUAGACGUGCAGGAGAUCCCGAACGGCGCCCGGCCGGCGCUGCUGAUCCUGCAUAAUGAAGGCGAGGAGGACAUUGUAGGCAUCUUUGCGGAUGUCCUGGGCCAGAAAUGGGAGUCGGCGACAUCCAUGGACGAAGCGCUGGCAGGACCACGGGAGACGGUUUACGGGCUAAGCAGCGGGCUGGCCAAAACGCAACUGGACGCUUGGGACCGCUCUAGGCUGUUGGUCAACACACAUCGAGUGGACGGCGGUCAUGAACUGGACGAGAGCAUCACCGACCGCUGCGACUACGAAUACCUCUACACGCGCGCGCCCUUUUUCCGUCGCGACGUGUCGCGAUACCUCUCUUUUGUCCUGGGCCAGAUCGGGCCCCACCGCGACCUCACCAAGAAGGCGCGCACGACGCUGAUAUCGACGACGUUCCCCGAUGUGCACGCUGCACUUCCCAAUCUUGACAUUCUGUCGGUCGGCGCGGACGCCAUCGAGAUCCGAGUCGACCUGCUGGAGGAGCCCCUACCAGAUGGAACGGUCAGCAAGAUACCCAGCUUGAAGUAUGUCGGCGAGCAGGUCAUGGUGCUGCGUCAACGCACGGAGCUGCCAAUCAUCUUCACUACGAGGUGCACCAAGGAAAAUGGCCGGUUCCCCAUGGACGACCCCUCCCUGUUCUACCGAUACCUUGCGCGCGCGAUACAAUGGGGUUGCGAAUACAUUGAUGUGGAAUUGUGGCUGCCAGAGGAGAUUAGGAGGAAGCUGGCCGAGAACAAGGCGUGCACCAAGAUCAUCUCGGCGUUCCACGACUUUUCGGGCAGCUUCAAGUGGACCUCGCCUGAAACACAGCGCCUGUUCGAGAUGGGAGCGGUGUAUGGGGACAUUGUCAAGAUGUACGCACUGGUCAAUUCGAUGCAGGAGAACUACGAGCUGGAAUAUUUCCGGUCAACUAUUCAAGCCAAGUAUCCUCAUCCUCCCUUCUCUGGCCUCAAUAUGGGCCCCAUGGGCCAGCUAUCAAGGACGCUGAACAAAAUAUUCACCCCGAUUACUCAUCCACUGUUACCCAUGAUUGCGGCGCCUGGCCAACUAAGCGCAGCCGAAAUUAACGCAGCGCUCCACACAAUGGGCCAGAUGCCUAAGCAGGACAUCUACGGCAUCGGCAGUUUUCGAUCAACGUCGCAAGCCAUGUUCUUUGAGAAGUGUUUCAACGAGCUUAGUCUGCCACAUUCGUUCGGUUUUGCAGAAAGAGCUCCGAAGGCUUCGAUUGAGCACAUCCUCCGACGCAACAACUUUGGCGGUGCCUACAUCAACCCGCCGUUGGCAGCCUCGGCGCCGUACCUGCCUUCCCUUUCGAAUGCUGCUCGGGCCAUCGGACAAGUUGAUACAGUGUUAGUGCCUCCCGGGACCGGUAACGCCUCCUUCAUAGGAGACAACACGCGGUGGAAGGGUAUACGUGCGACACUGACUCGCGAUUUUGUCCCGUCGGCGUACAGUGGACAGGCAGCAUUGCUGCUCGCCAGUAACGAGGCUGAUGCGUCGGCGUCGAUAUUUGCACUGAAAAAUCUAGGGAUCGGGCCUAUAUAUACCAUAGGGUUCAAGUCCCACGGGCCCUUAUCUACUGACGUGUCACCGGUACGAUCGGUAGAGGACGUGAAGCGCCUGCAGCAGCCAUUCGUUAUCAUCUCGGCUCUGCCUGCUGAGAAGUCGCUACUGGUGGUGCCCCUGCUGAAGCACUACAGGGUUGGCGGAAGGAAUGGAAGCCCCAACGGACAUGGGUGCACAGGAACGAAGGCUGCAGGCAAGGUGUUCGUCGACUUGGCCAGUGGACCCCGAAAGGCCGACCCGUUGGCAAUCGCGACGUCGGCGGGAUGGACAGCGUAUGGGAUUGCGGACGUCUCAGCGUGGACGACGGUUGAAACGAUCCGGAAGCUCGUGGGGCAGAACGUGUGUUAUGACUUUGUGCGUCUGGCGUCCGGAAGGGGGCAUUUUUAA